This is a messenger RNA of Poeciliopsis prolifica (blackstripe livebearer), 2303 nucleotides long. It is a transcript of the gene capns1a, whose product is annotated as calpain, small subunit 1 a. The coding region runs from base 121 to 771 and encodes 216 amino acids. Lineage: Eukaryota; Metazoa; Chordata; Actinopteri; Cyprinodontiformes; Poeciliidae. The record is from RefSeq and is a predicted model, not a curated record. Gene Ontology annotation, molecular function: calcium ion binding. The transcript is spliced from 11 exons.
CUCAUCCUCGCUGCGUCAGUUAAGGCGUGUUCACGGAUCCUGGUUCUUACUGACAUUGCUGGAAGUCACGCAAAGGCUCGGACACAGGACGCGUUUGUAAACCUCUCCAGCCGCACGAAGAUGUUCUUUCUCAAAAAGGUUGUCGGUGGCAUCGUUGACGUUGUCAGCAACAUUGACCCCGAGCAGUUUGCGCCCUCAAAUCCUCCACCUCCGCGCCGGCCAGCCGUGUACGCAGAGCAGCAUGAAAACGAUGAGGAGAAACAGUUCCGCAGAGUCUUCCAGCAGCUCGCUGGAGACGACAUGGAGGUGAGCCCAAAUGAGCUGAUGAACAUCCUGAACCGGAUCAUCUCAAAGCAUGGAGACCUGAAGACGGAUGGCUUCAGCAUCGAAUCCUGCAGGAGCAUGGUGGCUGUCAUGGACUCGGACAGCACCGGGAAACUUGGCUUCCAUGAAUUCAAACACCUGUGGAACAACAUAAAGAAAUGGCAGGGCGUGUACAAGCAGUAUGACGCAGACCACUCGGGUGUCAUCGGUGCAGAUGAGCUGCCGAACGCGUUCAGAGCUGCAGGGUUCCCCCUCAACGACCAGCUGUUCCAGAUGAUCAUCCGCAGGUAUAGCGACGAAAGCGGCAACAUGGACUUUGACAACUACAUCGGCUGCCUCGUGAGGCUGGAUGCGAUGUGUCGGGCCUUCCAAACCCUGGACAAAGACAAAAACGGGACUAUCAAAGUGAACGUUCAAGAGUGGCUUCAGUUGACCAUGUACUCCUGAGUCCUGGUGAUGCCGCCCUCUUCCUCCCCGACUGGUUUUUCCUGAAAUGACUCCACUCUUUAUCUAAGCAAUCCAAAAAUAUUUUAUCUACACGUUCCCACAGCUUCCUGUGUUCCUCAGACGUUAGGAGCGCAUGCAUGCAGCUUUUUCUCUGAGUAACGCAUGUAGGUCAAACCUGCGAGCAGAAAGGUCUCCAUACCUAAAAUGAAUUGUUCUGAGACGGUCAGACGUGUGGUAGAAGGUUGGCAGUCAUGCUAUGAAAAAUGUACAUUUUGCAAGAUAACUGUGCACUUUUUAUUUUUUCCUUGCAAUCAAAUUUCCUUUUUUAUAUCCAUAAAAGCUUUUUAUCACGUCUCUGGUGCUGUUGGUGAAAAUAAGUGAGCAAAGUGAAGUGACUGCUUGGUUCAGCUUUGCCUGCUUAUUUCUACAAGUUUCACCUGUUUGGAUUUUUCUUUGAGCUCUCUGGGCGUGUUUCAGCCUGAGUGACAACCCCGUGUCUGCUGCUGCCACUACUGCUUCGCUUUUGUUUUUUUUGUUGGACCUGCUGGGUGUGGGAGGUUGAAUGAAUACUGCAACCUUGACCUGACAAAUUCCUGAAAAUGCUCUAUUGAACCUCACCCUCGCCACCAUAGCUAACAACAUCCACUACUAAGUCGGUGUGUACAGCAUGCAGGUCUCUAAGAACACUGGUGUAGUCAGAUUUUUUCGACUUUGCAUUUGCGAAACCGGCUUUAAGUGUAGUAACCACCAGUUUGUAGUUAGACAACAGUGAGGUGAUGAAAUUAAACUCUUUUAAUCUAUGCCAAACUUACUUUAAUACCCCUCAACCCAUUGACUGUUUUUUAGUCCAACAGUUCAACUUUUUAUUGUAAAUAUCUGCUGCAACUGUCCUCUUAUGUCACUAAGGAAUGAGACAAUCUGUGAAAAAAAAAAAUCAAGCUCCUCUAUCUGCUCCCAGUACAAUCUAAAAACCAAUCAGAGCCAGGAGGAGAGUCUUAGCGCCAUCUAUCACCGCUCUCAUUAUGCUGCAAACUAGCGCAUGCUGUUCUUAAAGCUUAUGUCAACUAGCAUGGCCACCAAUCUUUCUCAUAAUGCACGGUCACGCCAUGGUGACAGUUUUAACAUUUUUCAUAAUUUACAUACAGAACCUAAAAGAAAUUGGUGAAAGCUAACACAUUCUUAAUGUGACAUUCUAAUUGUUUUGCACAGCCCCUGUCAAGAUGACCUCAAACUUUCCUCUAAAGUGAGAUAAUCUAGUAUCGCAUGCCUUGGUACGCAGGAGUUUAAAUGUCAGUUCGGUUGAAACGGCUCAUUAACGGCAUACUUCCUUUCUGCUUCCUCUCACUUUACACAUUACUACAACUGUAGUCAAAUGUGCACCAGGUUUUGUCAGCACAAGGAAUUAUGCGAGUCAAUUAUGUGCCUCUAAUGCAUGCUAAAAGGUUGUUGCCAUGUGGUUAGAAUCCCACUCAUUUAACUGUUACUGAAUGUGCUGAUGUCAAAUAAAUGCCUGUGCCAUGUUUGGAAUAAAA